AUGGUGACAGAAAACAGCAAAAGCUAUAUCCAAAAAUGGAUAAAGCUCUUAAGCGCGUUGGAAAAAGUUGACAAGGUCAUAAGUGGGGCAUCUUGGGAUUGGAACGACCAGAUUUUGAGUGGUCGGUGCAUAGAUAACGACGGGACGUGGUUUGGUAUUUCUAAAGGUGGCCGAGUCGCUUUUCUCGUGAAUACAUCGUUGUUGUUAGACCGCGUUGAGGCAAACGGCGGCUCGGAGUUGUAUCCCGUUUGUUUCUUGGAGGGAAACAUGAGUCUAGACCAGUUUGCCAACGAACUGAGACUGCAUGAAAAGCAGAGUAAUGAAAGGCAUGUCUAUAGUCUUAUCGUUGCCGACAUAACUUCGGGUUCAAUGGUUCAUAUCAGGAAACCUUUGGAAAAUGAGUCGGAUGUCAUGAUAGAGACCGUUUCGUAUGGUGUGCAUACACUUUCUCCUUACAAGGGUCUCGAUUCCACUGAAUCUCCCAGGGAUUCACGCCUGAGAGGCUUGUUUAGCCAGCAGAUGAUUGUUGAUUGGGGAAACGUUCAAGCUCUUGGGGAGAUUGGUGGGAAUACUGAGGGAGGAAGAGACGCCGCGUUUCUGGAAACUAUGGAUGAAUAUCCUUCUGGAAAUCUUGGAAGGCUACGCUAUGGAACAACAAGUACGACAGCAUUGUCGGUGAGACGCACGGAAGUGAUGGUCUUUGAGAGGUACAAGGUUAGUGGUGGAUGGGAAGGACCACGGCUUCGCUUUCGACAUCGAGUAGAGGAAGUUAUAAAGAAACAUUGCGCAGCAUCCAACUAUUAUUAUCUAUAG
Molecule: messenger RNA, 813 nt
Organism: Arabidopsis lyrata subsp. lyrata
Lineage: Eukaryota; Viridiplantae; Streptophyta; Magnoliopsida; Brassicales; Brassicaceae
Exons: 5
Coding region: 1-813 (270 amino acids)
Source: RefSeq, a predicted model, not a curated record